Molecule: messenger RNA, 1617 nt
Organism: Chanos chanos (milkfish)
Lineage: Eukaryota; Metazoa; Chordata; Actinopteri; Gonorynchiformes; Chanidae
Gene: nptxrb
Product: neuronal pentraxin receptor b
Exons: 5
Coding region: 1-1617 (538 amino acids)
Source: RefSeq, a predicted model, not a curated record
AUGAAGUUCGUCGUGGUCCUGGUUGCUGCUGGAAUAUUGGCCUUUCUCGGUGCGGUCAUCUGCAUCAUUGCCAGUGUCUAUCCUCGGUCAUCUGUGGCCGCACCCCACGCAUUGGCUGACAACGAGUCGUUGUCUUCUGAGUCUCUCCUGGAGAACCAAGAACCAGGAUCCGUGGCGCAUGCCGGUCCCCUGGGAGCUCUCCAUGGUUCUGAAUCGUAUGAAGCAGGUGGUUUCGAUCUCGGCCUAGGGAUACCCAAUCUCAACGAGCUGAGACCGGCUGAGGUAAAUGGUGGAAGCCGAAAAUCAUUCAGCUUCAGCCGACUCAUAUGUACGCCUAUUCAGCCGGAAGACUGCAAAUCGAAAGGCCUGAAACAGCAAGCAGAUGACCCAUACGCCGAUGAAGACUGGAACUAUCUUCGCGCAACUGCCGAGGAGCUCCGGCAAACCGUCAUGCAGCAGGACGACCAGAUCCUCAUGGAUCAGAAGACAAUACAGGAGCUCACUGGAAAGCUGUCGGAGUGUGAGAGUGGACUAGAAGAGAGGAGUCUCCCUGAACGGAGUGUCGGUGUGUGGACGGGCAACCGUCGCCUCAUGGCCGGGGAUGAUGUGGGUACAUCGGUUGCAGCGCAAUUACAGACUGCCCGGGCCGUAGAGGAGCUGGAGAAGGCCAUUCUCCAAUUGAAAGACCGCAUAGAAAAGUUAGAGUCAGAAAUAGGUCCAGCAGCACAGAACCACACAGAGGUCGCUGUGAAGGGCUUGGCGGGCAGCGUGUCUGCCGGCCAAGGCUCCCCUGCAGACACAGAGCACUGGCGUGUGGAGGACCUAGAGGGAGAACUGGAAAAGAAGAUAGAAAUGCUAGAGAAAGAAAGGAAAGCCUUGCGCAAGGAGACUCAGAACAACCACCAGCAGAUUGAUGAGGGGAUCAACUCCCUGCACAAUCGUCUCGCAGAGCUGGAACAGAGUUUGACAGAUUAUAGCUUCCCAGAGGGCUACAGGCUGUCUUUCCCUGUGCGGACUAACUACAUGUACGGUUUGGUGAGACGGAGCAUUCCGGAAAUGUAUGCCUUCACCGCCUGCAUGUGGCUGAAACCCAGUGAGGGAGGUAUUGGAACCCCCUUUUCCUAUGCUGUUCCGCAGCAGCCAAAUGAACUUGUCCUUCUGAAGGGAGUCCAUAGUCCGGUGGAACUUCUAAUCAAUGACAAGGUGGCACAGUUGCCCCUAUCACUGCCCAAGGGCAUUUGGCAGCAUAUCUGUGUGAGCUGGACCCUGCGAGAUGGAGUGUGGAAGGCAUACCAGGGUGGUAAACUGAAGGGGCGAGGAGAGGGCUUGGCAGCCUGGCACCCCAUUCGCCCAGGGGGGGUGCUCAUUUUGGGACAAGAGCAGGACACCCUGGGGGGUCGGUUUGAUGCGUCCCAAGCCCUGGUUGGUGAGCUUUCUCAGUUUAACCUAUGGGAUCGCCUGCUGUCUCUCCCUGAGAUAGCCAGUCUGGCAUCCUGCAGCGCAACAGGCAAGCUUGGGAACGUGGCACCCUGGACAGACCGUGACGUGGACGUUUUUGGUGGGGCCACUAAAGACCCUGUGGAUCCUUGUGCUAAUGGUUCAGGUCCACCACAGUGA